Anoplopoma fimbria (sablefish) is the source of this 2490-nucleotide messenger RNA. It is a transcript of the gene gkup, whose product is annotated as glucuronokinase with putative uridyl pyrophosphorylase. The record is from RefSeq and is a predicted model, not a curated record. The transcript has 23 exons. Gene Ontology annotation, molecular function: glucuronokinase activity; ATP binding. The coding region runs from base 81 to 1949 and encodes 622 amino acids. Lineage: Eukaryota; Metazoa; Chordata; Actinopteri; Perciformes; Anoplopomatidae. Gene Ontology annotation, biological process: biosynthetic process.
AGCUGCUGCAGAUAUUUCUCAACCUCUGCUGUGUCUGUGUUGACUUUAAAGGAACUAAAGGACGCAUUGAGGGUUCUCCAAUGAUCUGCAUUCUGCUGGUAGCCGGUCACGGAACCGUGCUGGAGGCCCAGAUAAAGAAUGAUGACACAGGAUUAUACAGCCACCUGGCCGGGGUGCCGAAGGCUUUACUGCCCGGCAUCGGAGGAAAGAAGAUCCUGGACUUUUGGUGGGAAACGGUCAACAUGAGACAGCUGUUCACAGAAGUGUAUCUGGUCACUAAUGCAGACAAGUAUAAGUACUACGAGCGCUGGGCCACAGCCAACGACUUCCCGGUGGAGAACAUCGUGAACGACGGCAGCACCACGCUGGAGGACCGCCUCGGCGCCGUGGCCGACCUGGUGCUCGGCAUACGCAGCCGCAAGCUGCAGGACGACAUCAUGGUGAUCGCAGGAGACAUGCUGUGUGCAGACCAGAACUUUGACAUCGCUCAAGUCAUCCGCUUCUUCAGGUCAGAGCCCGGAGAGCUGAUCAUUUACUACGAGCUGGAAGAAAGUGAGAAAAGCAGCUCCAGAGGCAUCGUGGAGGUUUGCAGGGACACUCACAGGAUAACUCGCUUCUUGGAGAAACCGAAGGAGGGUCUGACAGAAUCCCGGCUGGCCAGCGUCGUGUUUUACUGCAUCAAGAGAGAAACGCUGUCCUACCUGUCUGACUUCCUCAACCUGCAGACUCAAGCUACAGACCGGUGCUUCGGGCGAUUAUGGGAGUGGCUCAUUAACGAGAAGCAGCUGGAUGUGUUCGGGAUGAAGCUUCCUACUGGUUUCCAGCUCAUUGGACAAGUGGGUCUGUCCGACUACACCAGGUGGCUCACCCAUUACUCCACCAAGCAACAAGACGCUCCAGCUAAACCAAUCACAUGCAGAUCGUUCGCCAGGGUUGGAUUAAUUGGGAACCCUUCAGACGGCUUCAACGGGAAAACCAUCGCCAUGUCCAUCUGUAACUUCUGGGCCGAGGUCACGCUGGUGGAGAGCCAGACUUUGGUUUUGGUCCCUCAUCCUCUCAACGACCCCACCGAGUUUGGAAGCUUGCAAGAUCUGUUCUGCAUCAGCAGGAAGGAAGGAUACCUGGGGGGUCUGCGUCUGCUGCAGGCCACCUGUAAGAAGUUCUACCAGUUCUGCUCCAAACAAGGCAUCGCUUUGACGAAGCAGAACUUCACAUUAAAGUACGACACCAACAUUCCUCGGCAGGUGGGCCUCGCUGGAAGCAGUGCCAUCGUCUCAGCCACACUGAAGUGUCUGAUGAAAUUCUACAACAUCACAGACAAUGAUCUCCCAAGGUCGAUCCGAGCCAACUUCAUCCUCAACGUGGAGACGGAGGAGCUUUUCAUCACAGCUGGUCUUCAGGACAGAGUUGUUCAGGUCUAUGAAGGUUUAGUCUACAUGGAUUUCAGCAAGAAGCUGAUGGAGGAGCAGGGCCACGGUAACUAUGUUUCUAUGGAGAUGAGCGGUCUGCCAACGUUCUGGCUGGCUUACCUGAGCGACCCGAGUGACUCUGGACGAAUCCACAGCAACAUCAGGCAGCGCUGGCUCAAUGGAGAACCUCUGGUAGUCGAGGCCAUGAAGACUUUUGCUGAGCUCACUGAUCAAGCGAGGACGGCUCUUCAGGAGAAAGACUGGCGGCGUCUGGCACAACUGAUGGACCAGAACUUUGAGCUGCGGAGGUCUGUCUACACUGAUGAGUGUCUGGGUCCUGGGAAUCUCAAGAUGGUUCAGCUGGCGAGACAGUUUGGCUCGGCGGUGAAGUUACCAGGCAGCGGGGGGGCCGUGGUGGGUCUGUGUCUGGAUGAAGCCCGACUGGUGGAGAUGAGGCAGGCCUUCCAGGAGGCCGGCUGUGUCUUCUGUGUCAUCACACCGUACGACCCGUCUGUCGGCACCGUCGGAGGCCGUCACUGACCUCACAUCUCCCCACGACACGGUCGGGUUACUGGAGGUCAAACCAGGGCCGUCGGUUGGAUGUCAUCUCAGAGACGGACAGAAAAGAAUCAUCAGUUAAUGAGGAAUGAUAUGAAAAGCCAUGGAUCAAAAAUAAUCAGGGGUUUUAAUAACUAUGUGGUGAUGUUUAUGAAUUAAAGCAGUACUGGAGGACAUUCCCCUGGUAAAAAAAAUCAGUAUUAGAGUUUUUCUUCAUUGUAUAUACACAUAAAAUGUAACUUUGUAUUGCAGUAUUACAAACUGGGCGACUGUGGUGACAUUCCUGGAGAAAGAAUGCUGUAUUACAUUUUUUCUUCAUUUUUAAACACACAAAAAUACUUCAUUACAAACUCUAAACCAACCAGGAUGGAAAUCUUCACGACCUUGUGUCAGACAUAUCAACCAAAACAAUGUGAAAAAAUGAAGUCAUUCCUUUUCUACACGUGAUGCAUUGUUGUAUAAACUCUAUAGAUAUUAUCUUUGUAUAAUUAAUGUAAUUUUUGUACUCAAAUUAAAAGCAACU